GGAAGUAGUUUGUUAUGCAUCGCUGGGAGGGAGGUGAGAGACAACGAAACCAAGAUGGAGAGCUGGAAGACAGCGGGUAUAGGGGGGCGGCGAUUUGCUUCUACGCCCUCUAAACCGGUUAAAACCAGUGCGUAUAUUCUUUACCAAGAGGAACUCAUAGAGAAGAAAAAGAAAGAGAUUGAAGCCAAAACAAAACAUCAGGCCAAGCAAGCUCAGCAAGCCAUCCAGUCUCAAAAUGCUGACUUACCUUCUUCAUCCUCCACAUCAAACAAGUUUGCAAACGAUGGCAGCUUCCUGCAGCAGUUUCUCAAGUUACAGAAAGAAAAGUCGAGCACAGAUACCUCAUCAAGUUCAGCUGGGAACACUGGGCCUUCUCAGAAGAAACCUGUUGUUUUAGGAAAGAGACCUGGACUCUCUGGGGAAAGUAUGUUAAACCAAAUGAAGACCUAUUCGCACACUAAGCAAACCCCGAAAAUUAACCGUCUCAGUGUCUUUAAGUCUCCUGAGGAUGAUGAUGAUGAUGAGGAAGAUUAUGAGCAGUGGCUUGAAAUAAAAAUUUCACCCCCAGAGGACAGUGGAACCCGCAAGGUGGUGGAGAAGUUGGCUCGAUAUGUAGCUGAAGGGGGCAAAGAGCUUGAAAAAAUGGCAAUUGAAGAUUAUAAGGAUAAUCCUGCUUUCACAUUUCUACAUGAUCAUAACAGCCGGGAGUUCCUCUAUUACAGGAAGAAAUUGGCAGAGUAUAGGAAAGAAUGUGAGGAUCCAGAAAAAAUGGCUGCUAACAAGGUUGAUGAAGAUACUAAGAUGUUUGCUGAGAAGCUGGCCAGAUAUGUGGCAGAUGGAGGCCCAGAAGUAGAAGCUAUAGCAGUGCAAAACAAUAGAGAAAAUCCUGCCUUCAGAUUUUUGUAUGAACCAAACAGCAAAGGUCACAGACAUUAUAAAAUUAAGCUGGAAGAGUAUAAAAGAGCUUUGAAGAACUCUUCCAAACCUGAACCAGCACCAGAGCAGAAACGCAGGUUCAUCCCAGAGCCUACUUUUGCUGAAACGCCUUCCCCCCCUUCCUCUGUUACUUGGUCCUCCAACACCACAGCUUCUUUUGUCUCAUCGCCUCCUCCAGCCAUAGAGCAACCAGCGUUGAAGAAGAGGAGGAAAAGUCGCUGGGGUCCAGAAGAAGAGAAAGUAGACAUUUCUCCUACAUCUGUGGCCAUUGAGCCUCCUGAUACCAGCCUUCUAACAGCUCAGGAUCUGAAAGGCCUGGGAUAUGAAAAAGGGAAACCAGUUGGACUGGUGGGUGUCACUGAGCUUUCCGACGCCCAGAAAAAGCAGCUGAAGGAGCAGCAGGAGAUGCAGCAAAUGUAUGAUAUGAUUAUGAAACACAAGCGAGCCAUGCAAGAUAUGCAGCUCAUGUGGGAGAGAGCUCUGAAACAACACCAGCAUGAGUAUGACAGUGAUGAAGAGGUGGACAAUGAUCUUGGGACGUGGGAACACCAGCUUAGAAAGAUGGAAAUGGAUAAGACUAGAGAAUGGGCAGAGCAGCUAACAGAAAUGGGCCGUGGGAAGCAUUUCAUCGGAGAUUUCCUACCACCGGAUGAGCUUGACAAGUUCAUGGAAACCUUCAAAGCUCUCAAGGAAGGACGUGAGCCAGACUACUCAGAGUACAAGGAAUUCAAGAUAACUGUAGAGAAUAUUGGAUACCAGAUGCUCAUGAAGAUGGGAUGGAAGGAGGGAGAAGGGUUGGGGUCUGAGGGUCAAGGAAUCAAGAACCCUGUAAAUAAGGGCUCUACAGCUGUCGAUGGAGCAGGAUUUGGUAUUGACCGCCCAGCAGAAUUAGCAAAAAAUGACGACGAGUAUGAGGCAUUCCGAAAAAGGAUGAUGUUGGCAUAUCGGUUCAGGCCUAACCCACUGAAUAACCCACGGCGUCCAUAUUAUUGAAGAACUAAUGUGAUCAACCUCCCAUACAUCAUUGAUCUCAGAAGAUUGUCCCAUACCCGUAAAUCCUGUUUCUGUCCCUUUGCGUAUGAAGAUGCUAGAUCUUUCAGAAGCUUCACCUACAGCUACCACCUGCAUCCCAGUGUACCUACUCAUUGUUAAUUUGCAAAGGAUCUAGGUCUAAUAAAUAUAAUCCUUUUAGCUGACAAUUUGUUUAUUUUUUAUUUUUUUUAUUUUAGUUGAAAUUUCUUUUUCUGCAGGUGUUAUUAAAAAUUUUGUUUAAAAGAAAAUCAUUGUUGCCAUUUUUUGAAAUGUUUUGUUUAUUAAAAACACCUGUAUAAUAUAUUAUAACUGAGAAGGAUUGAGCAUUAUCUGCUUACACUGAGAUUGCCUUAUUAACUUAGUUAUUUUUAUUCACGUAUUCCAAGCAGACUUAAUUUCCGGACAAGAGUUUAGCCAGUGCAUUUUAGUUGGAAUGUAGAUAGUUUGUCCUAAACUUUUAAUCAAUGUCUUAAAUCACUUUGUUUAUACACACACCUCCCCUGGCUGAGACCCGCACAGUCUCACUGCUGUCUUCCUAAAUAAAAGUCUAAAUAUUAUUUUUUUAGUAUGUAUCUUCUGCUCUGCUAAUAGCCUGUUACAGCUUACAAUAGUCUCCUGUGUGUGAUUAACAUUUAGUUAACAGAGCAGUAGAGAACGUCUAAAGUAAACACACUGUGCUGUAUGAUCAGUUCGAAAAACGAAA
Messenger RNA from Pelobates fuscus (common spadefoot toad), 2671 nucleotides. It is a transcript of the gene SUGP1, whose product is annotated as SURP and G-patch domain containing 1. Gene Ontology annotation, molecular function: RNA binding. The transcript is spliced from 14 exons. The record is from RefSeq and is a predicted model, not a curated record. The coding region runs from base 55 to 1929 and encodes 624 amino acids. Gene Ontology annotation, cellular component: nucleoplasm. Gene Ontology annotation, biological process: RNA processing. Lineage: Eukaryota; Metazoa; Chordata; Amphibia; Anura; Pelobatidae.